Messenger RNA from Gallus gallus (chicken), 939 nucleotides. RefSeq names its product ribosomal protein L31 (gene RPL31). The coding region runs from base 56 to 433 and encodes 125 amino acids. Gene Ontology annotation, molecular function: structural constituent of ribosome. NCBI's taxonomy places the organism in Eukaryota, Metazoa, Chordata, Aves, Galliformes, Phasianidae. Gene Ontology annotation, cellular component: cytosolic large ribosomal subunit; ribosome. The transcript has 5 exons. Gene Ontology annotation, biological process: cytoplasmic translation. The record is from RefSeq and is marked validated.
CCCCCGCUCCCUUCCGCCUUCCUUUCCGGCCUGCGCCCGAGCGGGUGGUGCUCAGAUGGCUCCCGCAAAGAAAGGCAGCGAGAAGAAGAAGGGGCGAUCUGCCAUCAACGAGGUGGUGACCAGGGAGUACACCAUCAACAUCCACAAGCGGAUCCAUGGAGUGGGCUUCAAGAAGCGGGCCCCGCGUGCUCUCAAGGAGAUCCGUAAAUUUGCAAUGAAAGAAAUGGGUACUCCUGACGUUCGCAUUGACACCAGGCUGAACAAAGCAGUCUGGGCGAAAGGAAUAAGGAACGUUCCUUACCGUAUCCGUGUGCGUUUGUCCAGAAAGCGCAAUGAGGACGAAGAUUCCCCAAACAAGCUGUACACACUGGUUACCUACGUACCAGUCACAACGUUCAAAGGUCUACAGACAGUCAACGUGGAUGAAAAUUAAACCGAUUUUAAUGACAAUAAAAUUAUUAAGAAGAAAGUUUACUCUUAAAUCUUUUUUAUUGUCCGGUCUCUUCAAGAUCUCACCCGUGGAGCACUGAGUUGAACAGGUGACAGCCUGUUUUCUUGGGGCUUUGCAUAAUGGUGGUGGUGGUAUUUUUUUAGGAAGUUUUUUACGCAGAGGGUGGUGAUGCACUGGAACAGGUUGCCCAAGGAGGCUGUGGAUGCCCCAUCCCUGGAGGCAUUCAAGGCCAGGCUGGAUGUGGCUCUGGGCAGCCUGGUCUGGUGGUUGGCGACCCUGCACAUAGCAGGGGGGUUGAAACUCAAUGAUCAUUGUGGUCCUUUUCAACCCAGGCCGUUCUGUGAUUCUAAACAAUACAAGUCAAAAUAAACAAAAAUUUGUAGACUUCUGCUACAUGUGAAUGUAAUACAGAAGAUAGUGUUUGGCUGGCAAAGUCUUAGGGUUUUGUUCCUGUGGGAAUAAAGAGCCAUGGCACAGGUAUUGUAACA